Letharia lupina is the source of this 693-nucleotide messenger RNA. RefSeq lists its product as uncharacterized. The record is from RefSeq and is a predicted model, not a curated record. Lineage: Eukaryota; Fungi; Ascomycota; Lecanoromycetes; Lecanorales; Parmeliaceae. The transcript has a single exon. The coding region runs from base 1 to 693 and encodes 230 amino acids.
AUGGCCACUGCCCUCUGGCAGCUCGGAAGCCUAAAGCUACAGAUCACGCCUCGCAGUGACAUUGUAGAUCACGAAAACGCCGAAGCGCUUGACUUUCUACCACAAUUGUUAGAAAAGAUGAUUGGCCUGAAGAGCCUUGACCUUGUACUCAUCACCGCUGAACGUGUGGAGAAACAGCGCCGUCUAUCGCUGGCACUGCUCGAUGAAACCUGCUAUACAUACUCGCAAGUGUUUCCUCGUCGAGGCAAAUGGCCGAAUUUACAACGUCUAUAUCUCGCCGGCCUGGCAAUACAUGGUCUUGACAUGACCUUUCUCCUAUUCAACCAGAUACCAGGAUUGCAGCGCCUCUGGCUGAACCACAUUAACCUCUUAGGUGGCAAAUGGGAAGGUGUUGUUGAGGCUAUGCGGAUUCGCGGGGCUUUCAUACCCUGGGACCUAUUGAGUCUUCAAGGGUCAUAUCGACACCUGGGUGGCCAAUGGUGGCCAGAUUCACCGGACACGGAGGAGGAACAACUAGCACUUGGAGCCUAUAUGAAUUACGCCACAGAAGGUGGGCGUCAUCCGAGCCUGCCAGCUGGUUUUCAGGAUUCGCUGUCAAUCAAUUACUUUAACGAGUUGUACUAUGUGGCAGGGUUAGAGCGUAUUCGAGCGUUACGGCUCCGCAUACAACAGCUGGAUGACCGGCGGACUUAG